CAUCGUUGCUGUGGCAACAUUUGUAAACAUUCUGUCUAGGAACCUUGGGGCAAAGCGCUGCGAGACUGCUAAGGCUUCCUUAGCUACCUCUGCUACUGCUUCAAACAGGAAUCUGCUCAUUUAGGCAAAAUAGAAUGGAUAAGAAAAAAGGGCUCCCGACCCAGAAGGUGAACACUCCUGAGAACCCUAGCACAGCCAAGACAAAGAAACCAGAUGCUCCAGAUCCCAAGAAUGUUCCAGAGCCAAAAGACAAUAGGGUCGUGGCAGACCUGAAGAAGACUGGAAUAGAGCAGAAAGAGAAAAAGACUGUGACCAUCGCUACAGACCCAACGGAGAGAAAGAGUGUGAGUGAGCCCAAAGAAAGGAAGACUGUGAUGGUCUCCGAUUCCAAAGACAAGAAGCCAGAGACGAAAGACAAGAGGAUGGUGACAUUUGUGACAGACAUAAAAGACAAGAGGAUUGUGACAGACACAAAAGAAAACAAGAUUUUGUCAAUAGACACAAAAGGAAAGGUGGUCAUGCCAAUUGUGUCAGAGGUAAAAGAAAAGAAAAUUGUGCCACCGGUAGAGCCGAAGGAGAAGGUGGUUGUGCCAGUUAUCCCAGCUGUGCCCGUUGUGCCCGUUGUGCCAGAAGUAAAACAGAAGAUCUUGGUGCCAGAGGUGAAAGAGAAGAAGGAAGUGCCACCUGUGCCUGAGAUAAAGGAAAUCAAGGGUUUUCGAAUCAUAUCAGAGAUAAAAGAAAAGAAGGCUGUGCCCGAGAUAAAAGAGAAGGUGCCAGGGACGGAAACAAAAGAGAAGAAAUCUGUGCAAGAUGCCAGAGAGAAAAAGCCUGUGGUAAUAGAAAAAAAAGACGAGGCAAGUGAACUAGCUGAGACUAUAGUUGAGAGCGCUGUGGCUGCUGCUGUUGAAUUUGUGGAAGAAUCCAGGAACCCCGUGAAGAACAUCAAGUGGAUAACUCAUGGGGAAUUCACCAUAGAGAGGGGUCGGAAAGAUAUUGAGAAGUUCGUGUCAACAUGGGAGAUUGAAAAGCGCUGGGUGUACCAUGCAGAUUUUAUAGAGAAGAGAGACUUAGUUCACUCCUUCCACUAUAUCUACCGUGUGUGCUGGAGCGCCCCCACUGCCGUAAGACCCAUGGCAAGAGUCAGUGCUUACGCCUACUUCACCAUCAAGUUCAACAAGAGCAAACCUCGGGAUAUGCCUGUUGAUGUCUCUUUCAUCUUUGAGAAUUCAAGACUACUUCAAAGACCAGGAAAGAUUCGAUUUCGAGAACAAUGGCUGAGGGAUAUUACUGAGACCACACAAAUUUUGUUGGAGUCUAUCCCCUUUAAAGUUGUCUGAUUCUUGUGUUAUGUUUGAGGACUCUUAACAAUCAACAUGUUAAAAAUAUGAAACAGCACAUCAAAUCACAUAAUAUUUAUUGAAUAAUAAACUUGUGGUACACAACCCAA
Mesocricetus auratus (golden hamster) is the source of this 1447-nucleotide messenger RNA. It is a transcript of the gene Akap14, whose product is annotated as A-kinase anchoring protein 14. Lineage: Eukaryota; Metazoa; Chordata; Mammalia; Rodentia; Cricetidae. The transcript is spliced from 6 exons. Gene Ontology annotation, molecular function: protein kinase A regulatory subunit binding. Gene Ontology annotation, cellular component: cAMP-dependent protein kinase complex. The coding region runs from base 135 to 1337 and encodes 400 amino acids. The record is from RefSeq and is a predicted model, not a curated record.